UUCUCGGUUCUCUGUACCAAAUAUUAAGCUCUCGUUACCAGAUUUGACUUUUAUGAUUGUUAGUGUCACUGUUCUGCUUUGAUGGGUUUGAAGCGGAACCAGUGUUCUCUGAUGUCCUUAGAUCUACAUUCUAGAAACUGAUCCGAUGCAUUGCAUUGGUUCUUGCUUGCAUGGUGUAGUUACUAUCAUGUUUUUACUCAAAUAUCAAAAAAAAUUAUAGCUCAAGUAGCAUUGUGCUUACGUUUGAUCACUAAUAGGUGAGUAUGACAUUGUGUACAUUAAUCUUGAUAUGAUUUGUCUUCCAUUUUAUUUAAGCUUUCUGUGUUAUGAUUCUCUUUUAGCUUAACGUAAUUAUUCUUAACAUGACUAUGAAAUUGAUUCGAUGCAUUGUAUGGUUCUUGCUUGCAUGGUAUAGUACUGUCGUGUUUUUACUCAAAUAUCACAAAGUGUAUAGUUCAGUGGCAAAAUCGUUCGCCCUAAUAAACCUCUCAGGCACAAUUCUCGAGAAACUCCUUUGGUCACCGUUUCACGGCGUCGGCGGCGCAUUUUCUCGCCAACGUCGCCUCUGUUUCCUUCCUCCCAUGCUUCUCUUCACUUUGGUCUCUGUCUACUUAAGUUCUUUUGGAGUUUUUGUGUUGUCUUUUCCGUGCUCGGCUCCUCCCUCCUUUGAGAUGACUCGUAUGGCAUUCUCUGGCGGUUUGGAUACCACCGGAAUUGUUUGUUUCUCCGGGGGUUCCCGGUCUACAUCUCGUCCAAGCGUUUCCUCCCCUCGCUGCAGUCUCUACCUUGGCUCCUCGCUUGUCUCGUGCAGAUCUGCGAGCCUUGUCUCCAUCAACGUAACUCAGAGACUCUCAACCGAAGAUUUUCGACGGAUCUCUUCCUCCCUUCCACCGCAAGUCCUCCUUCCGCCUUUAGUUUCCGGUGACCGAACGUCUGCUGUCUGUGGGGCUCCACGCUUGACCCGCCGUUCAGAUCUGGAAGCAUUUUGGUUGAUAUGGACAAUCUCACCUCGAUUCACAACCACCACCUUCAUCCCGACAAGGUCCCGUUUUAAAAGACUCUACUAUGGAUACGGCGAGGUCCGACGCGCUGACGACAGUUCUGCUCCAUCUUCGAUAGAUGGUGGUGUGAGUCUUGUCGACUUCGGGGAGAUUAACUUGCCAUCAGCUGACACGCCGUGCUUCAUAACCGGCGACUGCCCCUUCAAAUCCGACAAGAACCCUAAGCUUUCAAGUCUCCCGAUCAAGCAGGCGUUCAGUUUAAAGCCAAGAAUGUUAAUCUUCUGGGCCUGGCCAUAUUUAUAGAAGGUAUUGAUCUAGAGGAUAUCCGUACGUACGUGCAGUGUCCGAUAUGUCUAGG
Molecule: messenger RNA, 1359 nt
Organism: Brassica napus (rape)
Lineage: Eukaryota; Viridiplantae; Streptophyta; Magnoliopsida; Brassicales; Brassicaceae
Product: putative E3 ubiquitin-protein ligase RING1b
Exons: 2
Coding region: 363-1304 (313 amino acids)
Source: RefSeq, a predicted model, not a curated record